UAAGAGCGAGGCCGGGACUGCGCGUGGGACCAGCCGGGGCCCGGCGGGGUGGUGCGAUGAGCGGUUGGAUGGCGAGGGGCCGAGCGCGACGGACUGCGGCCCUGGGCCUGGCGCUGCGGGUACUGCUGGGCUUCGGGCUGGGCCUGGAGGCCGCCCCGACCUCUAUUCCGACCUGGUCUCCGACCCCGGCCCCAGGCCCCAGCUCAGGCUCGUGCCCGCCCACCAACUUCCAGUGCAAGAGCGAUGGCCACUGCGUGCCCCUCACCUGGCGCUGCGACGUUGACCGGGACUGCCAAGAUGGCAGUGAUGAGGAGGAGUGCAGUAUUGAGCCGUGUGCCCAGGACGGGCAGUGUCCGCCACCCACUGGCAGCCUCUGCUCUUGUGACGGCAUCGAUGGCUGCCCUGAUGGCAUCAACAAGGAUGUUGUCAACUGCGGGCGCCAGCCCUGCCCGGAGGGGGAGCUGCGCUGCCGGCUGGGCGGUCUCUGUAUCCCACGCACAUGGCUCUGCGAUGGCCACCCGGACUGUUCCGACUCCAGCGAUGAGCUGGGCUGUGGAACCAGGACCCUCCAGGAAGGGAGUGCCACGUCCAUGGGGACCCCUGUGACCCUGGAGAGUGUCACUUAUCUCAGGAAUGCCACAGUCACCUCUGUCAGGGACGGGGACUCAGUUCAGUCUGGAAACCGAAGUGCCUAUGGGAUUAUUGCAGCCGCUGUGGUGCUAAGUGUGGGUCUGGCCGCCGCCAUCCUCUUCAUGUUGUCACGGCUCUGUGCCCAGGGACGCCUGUCCCCACUGGGGCUGCUGAAGGGGUCUCUCCCGUCAGAGAGGAUGGCCUCUGUGCUCUGAGGACGAGCUCUUGCUACCACGUCACAUGGUCCCUGAGUAUGGCUGGUAUGGAGACCCACAGGAGGCUGGUGGUACGCCAGCCCCCAGACCAGGGUUCUUCUGGCCAUGCAGCACUGAGUCCCUGCGCUCCUGCA
Hippopotamus amphibius kiboko is the source of this 979-nucleotide messenger RNA. It is a transcript of the gene CD320, whose product is annotated as CD320 molecule. Lineage: Eukaryota; Metazoa; Chordata; Mammalia; Artiodactyla; Hippopotamidae. The record is from RefSeq and is a predicted model, not a curated record. Gene Ontology annotation, molecular function: protein binding. The transcript is spliced from 5 exons. Gene Ontology annotation, cellular component: plasma membrane. The coding region runs from base 57 to 845 and encodes 262 amino acids.